This is a messenger RNA of Piliocolobus tephrosceles (Ugandan red Colobus), 1319 nucleotides long. It is a transcript of the gene FXYD7, whose product is annotated as FXYD domain containing ion transport regulator 7. Bases 498 to 938 code for a protein of 146 amino acids. Gene Ontology annotation, molecular function: sodium channel regulator activity. Gene Ontology annotation, biological process: regulation of sodium ion transmembrane transporter activity. The transcript has 4 exons. The record is from RefSeq and is a predicted model, not a curated record. Gene Ontology annotation, cellular component: membrane. Lineage: Eukaryota; Metazoa; Chordata; Mammalia; Primates; Cercopithecidae.
CUGAAUAGGACAGCCAGAGGUUUUUCUCACAGUGAAAUAAAGCCCAGACAUUGGUGAGGGAAGGAGCCAUGUGGAUAUUUAGGGGAAGAGUUUUCAGGCUGCAGGUACAGCCAGUCAUAGGACAGGAUAGGAUAGCCCCGGGAUAGGAUCAGGCCGGAUAUACCCCAGGAACAGUGAGGAGGCCAUUGUGGCUGGAGUAGGAUUGAUGGGGGGAGUGAGGUGGGGUGAGGUCCAAGAAGGAAAGGGACUGGAUCAUAUGGGACUUUGAGGGCCGUCGUGAGGACUCUGGUUUCUACCUUGAGGGCAAUGGGAUGAGGAGGGCUCCGAGCGGAGGAGAACCCAGAUCUGACUCAAAUGUUGAUGGGUCCUUGUGGCUAUCAGAGGUGGGAGUGCAGGCAGGCCAGCAAGACCCUAGAGAAGGCUGCCUAGAGAGGCCAGAUGGGUGACAAUAGUGGACAGAACCAGGGCCAAGGAGGAGGUGGUAGAGGGAGAGUAUUAUGUAUAUAUCCAGGGUGGAAAGUGCGGUGGGAGAGAGCAGGGGAGGGAAGCAGAGGAUGCAGAGGGCAAGGGGAGCUAAUGGUGCCCAAGCCCACGCCCUACAUCCUCACAUCAGCCCCCUGAAGGAGCGUCCAGCAUGGCCCGCAGCCUCCCUGGGCGAUUCUGGGCCCGUGGCUGGGCAACACAGAGCCAGGACUGGGGCUCCAGGUGGAGCCCAGGUGCUGUCCCUGCCUCGAUGUCCCCCGUUAUCUUCCCCAGACUACAACACGGUGCAGACUGUGGGCAUGACUCUGGCAACCAUCUUGUUCCUGCUGGGUAUCCUCAUCGUCAUCAGCAAGAAGGUGAAGUGCAGGAAGGCGGACUCCAGGUCUGAGAGCCCAACCUGCAAAUCCUGUAAGUCCGAGCUUCCCUCUUCAGCCCCUGGUGGCGGCGGCGUGUAACACCUGCUCGAGGAACCUCCGCUGCCGACCCUGUCUGAGCGCGGGAGCCUGAGGACCGGGUGGAGGCGGUGGGGACCCAGCAGCGCGCCGGGAGCGCUCCCCGGAAUGAGCCGCCCCACCCACCCCAAGGCUGGAGCCGCUGCACCCUGCUGUCCCUCCCCAGGCCUUGGCAAUGAUGAUCCCCCAAAGAGCCCGUCUGCACCCCAGACCCGGGGCCUCAGGCCUCCAGCUCCUGGGAUCCGGGAGUCCAUCCCGGCCCAGCCCCGCCAGCAUCCCCGUGUACGGUCCCCCUGCACCUCCUUGUCUCAGCCCCGAAGAUCCGUCCCCCUGGCCCCUCAGUGUCCAUGUCUUGAGCUUAAUAAACGUGCAUUUGGUUUUUUC